Symbiodinium necroappetens is the source of this 2208-nucleotide messenger RNA. The record is from the annotation of a GenBank genome assembly. Lineage: Eukaryota; Dinophyceae; Suessiales; Symbiodiniaceae.
AUGGGCCGUCGCAUAAUGAUCGCUUUCGACGGCAGUCGCGGAGACAACCAGCCAUACCUGGUCCUGGCCAGAGAACUCAUCCGUUCCGGAUUUGACGUUCUGGCUCUGGGCUGUGAGGAGGCAACAGACCUGGCGGAAGCGUUCGGCGUCCCUUUCAAAGCGAUUAAUUGGUGCCAAAAGAAGACCUGCACUAACCAGAAGUUCGUUGACAGCAUGAAGACUCAGAACUUUGGUCAGAUGGCAGAGGUGCAUCGCGAAGUUCGUCCAGAAGGCUGCGUUUUCAAGCAAUGCGAGACAAUCUAUGAGGCAGCACUGCAGUUCAAGCCCGAGUUGCUUCUGCACACCUGGUCCACGGCCCUGAAUAUGUAUGCCAUAAGUGUGAUUCUGCGGAUUCCUCGCAUCCACAUCAGCCUGCAAACUGGACUUGUUGCCAGCAGCUCCCUCCCCUGUCCGCCGCUAUCAACUCGGCCUGGGACUCGUGCAAGCCUGGGCUGGUAUGCUUUGGCCACAGUCUUGUUGCGGCAGUGGAAGACGGAACAGGGACCUGUUUGGGAAAAGAUCUUCCAAAGGCCGUUGGCUGAUUUUGCGCCCGCCUUGCAAGACUACUUCGACAUGAUGGGCAAUGACUCCAAGUUCUAUCACGUGGUUACCGAGACAUCAUUGCACCGGGAGGUGCCAGCGGAUUUCAGCAGCACCAUCAUCCGAGUCGGGCCGAUGGUGGCCGAGAAUGCCAUGCAGGACUUCUUAGCAGCUGGGGAGCCACCAGUCUACUUUGGCUUUGGCUCCAUGAUCGGCACAAGCUCCAAGUUCAUGACCCUCCUGUGCCUGCGCGCUCUCCGCCUGACUGGCCUCCGGGGGGUUUGCUGUGCCGGGUGGUCGGAGAUGUCGCUGGAUCUGGUGGAUGGGGAGCCGGAUGCAGAAGAGCUUAAGUCUUACAGCCAGAAGCAUGCUCUCUUUGUGAAGUAUGCUCAACAUGGAUCGCUCUUCCCGCGCUGCUGCGUCAUCGUCCACCACGGGGGCACGGGUACCACGAAUGCCUCCCUGACGUCUGGAGUGCCGACGGUGAUCCUCCCUGUCUGCUUCGACCAGUUUGCACAUUCGGAUGACAUCAACGAGCUAGGCUGUGGAGUGGGCUUGGCAGCCAUUCACAAGCUCGAGCCUUCCGAUGUCUCCGAAGCGGUCUUGAAGUGUCUGCGGACGCCAGAGAUCUGCAACAAAGCCAGGGAGGUAGCCACCAUCAUUGAGAAGGAGAAGGACGAGGGCCCAAAAGACAUGGUGGCCUUCCUGCAGAUGUUCUUCAAGCAGUUCGUGGACACGGGAAGGCAGUUGAAGCUCCAGGACUCUAGAACUCACUUUCAGCUACUCCCAGCCGUCCACCACGUGCCCAAGAUGUCACCAAACCAUGAACUCUUGAUUGGUGAAGCUUCCUUCAAAGCCUUGAGCUCCAAAUUGAAGCCGGAGCUCGGCAGUCGAACGAGAGUUCCGGACCACUGCCUCUCAAAAUGCUGGGCACUGAAACUCCCAGAUCCCCUCAAGGAGCAGUAUCUGUUAGACUAUGUUAGACUCCUAGAGAGUCUUCUGCCAACUUUCCCAGAGGGGAUCCAGGUACCCUUUUUGCCCAGCAAUCGCCGCGUCGUUGCUCCUGUUGCGGAGCGCUGCUCGCAUGCCCAUGCCAAUGUUGCAUUGCUGACUGACGGUGUGGCCCAGGUCCAGCUGACAAACGCGAUGACCGGUGAAGAGAUCUGCACGGUGAGUGCAAGCAGCCAGUGGACCAUCGCCCUCCUGGCCCGCGCCGCGGCCUCCCAGGCGCCAUCUUCAGGCGGCUGCCGCAUCUUCCUGAAGGGCGCGGCGGCACUGACGGCAGGGACUGUGCUCGCCGACCUCCAGGAGGAUGCCGAGGAAACCAUCCAGCUAUCUACCCUGGUGCUGAGCGCAGUUGACGGGGUCUACACGGCGAGGAUCAAGCUAGGGGAAUUCGAGGAGCAGGAUUUCGCUGGGGGCCUGAGACCGGGCCGCUUGCACCUGAUCGGUGGCCGCGGCAGGGGUCGCGAUCCGCCGGCCCGGGUCGGCCUGAAGCUUCACAAGGAUGGGAUGGUCGAGUUCGUCUACGAGAAGCGGCCCUUCGACCGAGGCCAUUGCGCGCCGGAUUCUGGCGGACGGUACGUGUAUGCCAAGGGCAAAUGGACGUACAGCGUUCCUGGUGUGGAG